UGACGCUAUGAAGACGGUCUUUGUUGAAAUUGAUAAAGUUACGGACCAGUUUGAUCCAGAACAGUAUAUCAACUUUAUUUUGUGCAACAUUCUAACAGGUCUUUGCUUUGGCGGAAAGUACGAUUUCAAAGAUGAAGAGGUUGGCUAUGUAAUAAAAACUAAAGACGAUAUUAACGAAAGGUUGACAUCAUCGAUAAUUUUAGAAGACUUUGUACCUACAAUAACUUAUGUGUAUAAAUCACAGGCCUUUAAAGAAUUUGAGGCUUCCGUUCAUAAACUGAUUGAAGGUUUUAUACGGAGAAAAUUCAAGGAAGCAGAAUCUACGUUUAACAAAGAUGACAUCCGACAUUUUGCGGACCAUUUGAUUCUCGCUCGUAUGGAAGCGGAAGAUAAGGAGGAUAAAGAUGCGCUCGUCGGACUUGAUGAAGAUCACCUUAUCCAAACGAUUGCUGAUAUGCUCUUCGGUAAGAGUUAUUUUCGAUAA
This is a messenger RNA of Ruditapes philippinarum (Manila clam), 484 nucleotides long. Its product is annotated as cytochrome P450 1A1-like. The record is from RefSeq and is a predicted model, not a curated record. The transcript has 3 exons. Lineage: Eukaryota; Metazoa; Mollusca; Bivalvia; Venerida; Veneridae. Bases 8 to 484 code for a protein of 158 amino acids. Gene Ontology annotation, molecular function: heme binding; monooxygenase activity; iron ion binding.